CACACGCACACACGCAGGCGCACGCGCACACACACUCACACACGCACGCGCACACACACGCCAGCACCGGUCCGGGUCUUCCAGCAGGAUGACAGCCCCCACCUGCACGGUCACCGCAAGGUGCCUGGUGGCUCUGAUGCUCCUCCAUCAGGUGCUCUGUGGCCCCAUGGCAGCACCAGAUGACCAGACGGGCUCCCCGCCGAAGGCUGCCUCCCAGAGGAGGGAGGUGCGCAUGACACCCCUGUGGAGGAUCAUGGGAAGCAAACCCCACGGGGCGUACUGCCAGGACCACUACGAGUGCUCCACCCGAAUCUGCAGGGACGGACAUUGUUCCUUUACCCAGACCUUUAACUCCAGGAAGUAGGAUAACGAGAUACUGGUUCUGUCCAAUCAGAGAAGAGCGAUCUCCAUCCAAUCAGAGAACAGCAAACAAAAUUCUUUCCCACAAGCCUUAUGCAGCUCCAGUACAGCUAAUGAAUCCUCAUUUGUACUCCUUUGAAAAAGCUGUGUCAAAAAUGAAAAAAUGUACUUGACAGUGAGCUUGCUGUUGUAAUGAGGAGCAAAGGUAUUGGAUUUGAUUGUCACAGAAAGAGUUAAGACGAUGACGUGGACCUGGACCAUGCUGAAUGUGUGUUGUAAGCACAAACAUGAACAUAUGGAUUACACAGGCUUCCCAGUGGAAUCCGGGGAGAGAACUUUCUCUCUUGUUCAAACAUUUUGUCUUUGAUAACCUAUUCCAUUCUUUCUGGGGUAACCACCUCUUUAACAGUUUCAGCACACCUGGUCCUGUGUGUGCACAGCUUAUCAAAAGCACAAUGGUUCCGUUACCCAGCACACCUGUAGGCUAAAUUUCAUUAAUGGUCCAUCUGCAUGAAAUUGGGGUAUAUCAAAAAGGACCAGAUUACACCCAAAUGCCACCUAACUACAGACCCCAUUCUGGUUAUGAGGUAUCUGUUACCAUUUGAAUGAGAGGGUGACUGAAUUUUCAUUUAAGCAUGUUUUUAUACAUAACCUGCUUUAGCUAUAUUUAGACAACAUAAGAACCAAAUGUAAGCCUUUUAAUGGUAUUAAAGAACUGGUACACAAAGUAUAUUUCAGUUUAGUUUAAAUCAUAUAUGC
Molecule: messenger RNA, 1119 nt
Organism: Megalops cyprinoides (Indo-Pacific tarpon)
Lineage: Eukaryota; Metazoa; Chordata; Actinopteri; Elopiformes; Megalopidae
Product: liver-expressed antimicrobial peptide 2-like
Exons: 3
Coding region: 89-364 (91 amino acids)
Biological process (GO): defense response to bacterium; antimicrobial humoral immune response mediated by antimicrobial peptide
Source: RefSeq, a predicted model, not a curated record